UACUGGUGUCAGUUUAGUCAAGAGGACCGCUCACAAACUUGAAUACUUGAGAAAAGCAGAGAAACAAUGAAGUCCUUCAUUGGGAGUUUGGUAUAUUGCCUCUCUUUUCUGCUGGCUGAUCUCUGUGAAUCCUAUGACCUUUACAAUCCAUCCCACAUUUUAGCACAGACUUACGCACAAAGAAGAAAUAAUGCGUUUCCACAACGGACACUGAGCCCAGCAGUAUACAGGAGUAAAUACUGGUUAGAUGGACCUGGUCACCCUAACAAACAGAGGAGGAAGAUUUUGCCCCAUCUUAUCCCAGUAGCUUUUCCAGGACCCACAGCUCCUUCUCAACCCAAAAUAUAUGACUUGCUCAAAGACACACCAAACACAAAGGUGCAUAAUACAAAUAAUAAUGACCCUUCUCCACCUGAGGAACGCAUGCACCUGAGAGGUGAAUGGGCACCAAUAGUUUGCCGAAAAGUUCAAGAUCCAGAACAAAUAGUUGUACUUACAGGAGAAUCAGGGGAAAGUACAGGCGUGUCAAGCAUGGUGUCAAAUCUACCACUUCUUGUUCCACAAGAACUGUAUUUAGGUCCAGAAAAAUCUGUGGUUCCUCUGGAGCAAUCAACAAAUAACCAGCCCACCAUUUCAACAGUUGCUCCUGAGACAAGUUUUCACCAAUUGAAGCCAUCAAUGACAGCCUCACAAUCUUUGAAUCCCUCCCUGCCUCAAAAGCCUAUGCCACAAUCCUUGUCAAAAUUGGCGCAAGAACCAAACGCACAAGGGACUUUACCCCAAUCCCUGCCAAUAUCCACCCUUACACCAGAGAUGUACUCCCAGAGCACUUUAUCCCAAACCUUGCCAAAGUUCACCUAUACUAGAGGCCAGUAUCCUCAAGGAAUCCCACCCCAAUCUGUGUUAGAGCCAUAUGACCAAAGUGCCUUCCUAGAAUCCCUGCCAAGAUCCACAAUGAUCCCAGAAACAUAUCCCCAAAGCACUUCACCCCAGCCUUUCCCAGUGUCCACUCACAGAUCAGGGCCAUUUUCCCAAGAGGCACAUAUUCAGACCACCCCACCACAGUUUCCACCAAUGUCUACUGUGCCACAAGAAUCAUUACCAGAGGCACCAGGCAGGAUAAUUACCCACAGCAGGGUAGCCAUCACAGAGAGGACAGCCACAGAUCCACAUUGUAGGAGCCGUCCACUGGACCUGGUUUUCAUCAUUGACAGCUCACGUAGCGUGCGUCCAGGUGAGUUUGAGAAGGUCAAGAUCUUCCUGGCUGACAUGGUGGACACUCUUGACGUUGGCCCAGAUGCCACACGUGUUGCAGUGGUGAACUAUGCCAGCACGGUCAAAAUUGAGUUCCUGCUGAAAAACCAUCUCACGAAGGACUCCAUAAAGCAAGCCAUCAACCGCAUUGAACCCUUGGCUGCAGGAACCAUGACUGGUAUGGCCAUCAAGAAAGCCAUGGAGGAAGCCUUCACUGAGAAGUCAGGAGCACGGCCUAAAUCGAAGAACAUCUCAAAGGUUGCCAUCAUUGUCACUGAUGGACGUCCUCAAGACCAAGUCGAGGAGGUGUCGGCUGCAGCCCGAGCUUCAGGGAUUGAGAUUUACGCAGUCGGAGUGGACAGGGCUGACAUGCAGUCUCUGAAGCUGAUGGCCAGCAAUCCACUUGAGGACCAUGUGUUCUACGUGGAGACCUACGGUGUCAUUGAGAAGCUCACAUCGAAGUUCCGGGAGACAUUGUGCGGUCUGGACUACUGUGCGCUGGGUCAUGAAUGUGAACACAUUUGCGUCAAUGAUGAUGCUUCCUAUCACUGUCAGUGCCAUGGGGGUUUUGUGUUACAAGAAGACAAGAAAUCAUGUUCCAAAAAACAGGUGAAGGUGGAGAUCGUUCAGGACCCCUGCAUGUGUGAGGCCCGACUGGCUUUCCAGAGGCAGACACAAACCUCCCUACAGGACCUCAACGGCAAACUUGCUGCUGUCAUAAGAAAGGUUGAGCAAAUGGAAAACAUGCUGGGACGCAUGUAACGGAGCAGUUCUUGUGAUUGCUGGAGUGGAUAUGGAGCACUAGACGACAAGACGGCUUCUGCUUCACCUCUGAAGCUUCAUUAAAGGCCACACUGAUCGCAUGAACCUCUUUAUGGCUUCAAAAAUGGAUCGCAGAUUAUGUUUCUUAAACCACGUUCACAAAUGUUUACAGAUCCAAAAAAAAAAAAAGAA
Carassius gibelio (silver crucian carp) is the source of this 2208-nucleotide messenger RNA. Its product is annotated as matrilin-3-like. NCBI's taxonomy places the organism in Eukaryota, Metazoa, Chordata, Actinopteri, Cypriniformes, Cyprinidae. Bases 67 to 2016 code for a protein of 649 amino acids. Gene Ontology annotation, molecular function: calcium ion binding. The record is from RefSeq and is a predicted model, not a curated record. The transcript is spliced from 7 exons.